This is a messenger RNA of Pseudocercospora fijiensis CIRAD86, 1833 nucleotides long. RefSeq lists its product as uncharacterized. NCBI's taxonomy places the organism in Eukaryota, Fungi, Ascomycota, Dothideomycetes, Mycosphaerellales, Mycosphaerellaceae. The transcript has 2 exons. The coding region runs from base 1 to 1833 and encodes 610 amino acids. The record is from RefSeq and is a predicted model, not a curated record. Gene Ontology annotation, molecular function: nucleic acid binding.
AUGUCUCGAGGCGGCGCAAAUAAUAUGUCUGACUUCGAUUUUUUCCCGAUAGACUCGUCUUUUGAGAUUGAUGAACCAGACUUCGACACCGACGAUGAAGUCAAGAGCCCAACCUCAUUUGCCAGACUUCGACGCUUCCGUAGCAACUCAACAUCGAACAUCGCCACUCAAGCCGAAAAGCUCAACACCGAUAUCCGUCUGCCACAUUCCUCGUCUUCCAGUUCGAAGUGGGAGUGCAAGCCUCCCAGUACUGGCUUGGCACGGAACGCCACCGGCGACCCAACCGACGAACGUCUAUUGCUCCCAAUGAAGAUUUAUGAAGGCAGAAGAGUCAGUCGAGAUGGCAAGGUUCUCGACCACAACGGAGAUGUCUUUGGGGAAGUUGUCAUAGGUGACAUCCAAGACUGCGCGGGAGAAUACAUCCGCGAAGAGGGCAAGAUCUUUUCGGCCACUGGUAUCCUGCUUGGCCGAAUCAAAAUAGUGCCAGGAAAUGCUGCGCGCGAUGCACUUGCGGACUGGAUGGAUACGCUGCCACCAGUUGAGUCGAGUGUCGGUCAAAGUGAAAGCGAUGAAGGCUCUCCGCUCCACUCUAAGAGUAACUCACCGGAAGCAAUGCUCAGUACAAAUGCCUUGAAAUGCGCCGAGAUGGCGAAGAACAGCGAGAGAAUCAGAACAUCGACUUUCCUCUCUCUGCAAGGCGAGGCAAUACAGCGAAUCGAGUUUGAGAAGAUGGAGAGGAAGAUCAACUCGCUGAGCAAUCAACUGCGGAGCAUCGAGAACGAUAUUCCUGCCCACAUGCACCCAAAAUUGUAUGAAAGGCUUUCCUUCGGAGAAGUUACAGCAACAUACAACAGGAUCCUUGCUGCGAUCGCAGAGCAGCGUACAUGGCGAGUUUCAGAAGGCGGUUCUGAAGCGACCGGCGUCUGGAGACCGGCAGUCAAGCUGUCGCACCCAAAAUUGUCAGUUGUGAAUGGGAUCGAGAUGGUCUCAGACAUGAUGGACGGUAUCUUGGCGGCACUGAAAGUUCCGGCGCCCUACCAUCUCGCGCUUUCUCUUCAGGGAAAGCCGCUUGGCCGUGGCGGCGAUAUCUCGAUUGUGACGGUUUACGUACCUAGCUUCGACUACGUCUACCUCCUCGAUGUCGCAGUCCUCGGCGCCGCAUCAUUCAACUGCUCUGGUACAGGCACGAACUCCUCUACCGAUCUGCGUCGCAUCCUCCAAACCCCAGAUGUUAAGAAACUGAUAUUCGACUGUCGACUCCCCAGCAUCGCUCUCCAUGACGGCUACGGUAUCAAGCUCGAUGGAGUCAUCGAUGCUCAAUUAGCUUUCUGCGCCACGAGGACCAAGCCCAAGGAACGGAAGCAGCUCAAUGUCCUUACAAAAGCCGCGCUUCAUGCUACGUCCAUGGACAAAGAGGACCAGAAGACAUGGAAGUCCGAUGUCAGAUGGGGAAAUGUCUGCCUUGUCCUCGGAAAGACUAGCACGGAAAAUGCAAAGAGGAUCUGUGCGGAGGACAGCGACCAGUGGCACAAAGUUGAGCGUUUAAUUGCUUAUACAAAAGCCCAAUCUGGUUUUGAGGGCUGCAAUGCUCGACCGAUUCCCCAGCUCCUAGCUAGGUAUUAUGUCGCUCAAGUCAUCCUCCUCGGCCCCCUGGUGGAGUACUGUACUACUCACCCAGUAUGGAACGAGGCCUUGGCGACGCAGAAUGGGACGACUUACCUCAAGGAGACAGAUUUUGGAAUGCGGCGCCUGAGGGAUGGGCGGAUUUUGAGCAUGAGAGAGGAGAGGAGUAGUAGCAGACACUUUGGGAUUGGUCUCUUCCAUUGCGCGUAA